Porites evermanni is the source of this 3039-nucleotide messenger RNA. The record is from the annotation of a GenBank genome assembly. Lineage: Eukaryota; Metazoa; Cnidaria; Anthozoa; Scleractinia; Poritidae.
AUGGCUGAAGUUUCCCAAAAUCCGUCGAGAACUGUCUUGGUAGCAGUAGACAACAGUGAAUACAGUCUGGAAGCGUUCGAAUGUGAGUACACAGGAGUACGGCAAAAAAUCUAACGUGCAUGUGCCUGUUCAUACUGAAUUAUUAACGUGCCACCUUUCACGAAUUCAGCUGUAAGUUAAUCACACGCUUUAGUCGAACUCGAAAAACGGUUUUUAAUCUCAAAAAGGAAACAUGUCAGUGCUAAUGUCUUCGGAUUUUAAAAAUGGUUUUCCCCCGCAUCCUAAAUUUUAACAUGGUUACGCUGCCCAUUUCAGGACAACUUUGAUCUGCUUUCAUUACACUCAUUAAAUAUUCAUUAUAAGUUUAAAUUUAAUGCUUAGUUUUAUUUAUAUUUCUUUUAUUCGUCGUUUUUUGUCUGUUUUUCAGUAAUAUUAUAAUACGACUUGGAAUGCUUGGAAUGUUUUUUACAACCAUGAACAUUAGCAACAAGAUAUCCCAUUAACCCACAAAACCAUCAUACCUCUUAGCUACUACCCCCCCCCCUCCCACCCCCGACAAUAGAGGUACUCAUUCAAAAGAAAAAAGGAGUUUGCAGAUCUCCAAAAACAGAAAAAUAUAGAUGGAGAAAGAUAGGUAAGGGAAGGGGAGGAGAGGAGAAGGAAGGGGCAGGGGGUGGGGGUUGGUAAGCAUGAUUUCACCUGGAGAUGGAUAAAAUCUAAAAUUCAGACAAGAUGAAAAAAAUCCAAGGAUUCCCAACUCCAGGGAAGGAGGAGGGCCUCUCAGACAUCAUUCAUUAAUUAUUUAAUUUAUAAAGUACCAUUUUUGUUUUUAUAAUGUGCCAUCUGUGAUGAUGCACAGCUAAUAGAUCUAAUUCACUUUUCCAAAUCCUGACAGGGUUCCUGGCGAAUAUCUACAUGAAAGGAAUGGAUGAAAUUAUUCUAUUGCAUGUAGCAGAACAACCACAUGUUCCAUUUUUAGCUGGUAAGUGCCCACAUUGUCCCUCAUAAAUAUAUACUAAAGUGAUUGACGACUGUGUUUGAAAUAAAUUAAUUCCUGAUAUUUUUGAGCAACAGGCUGAAGCGGUUUUUGUAGUAAUUUUUUUUUUUUCGGGGGGGGGGGGGGGUUGGGAAAACCCCCCAGGGGGGGAACAUUGGGGGGGCCCCAAUCUGGGAAUAUGGGGAAACCCCAAAAAAAAAUUGGCAAACCCCCGUAAAACCAACACAAAAUGCGAAAAAAAACGUAUCACGAAUUUGAUAAAUUUAACUUUUAUUUUAAAUAAUUGUUGUUGUUAUUUUUUGUGAUGAGUGGGGUUGGGUUUUUUUUGUUUUUUUUUUUUGUUUGGGGGGGGGGGGGGGGAUUGGUCAAAUCCCCUAGGAUGGAGACAUUGGGUGGUACCCAAUACUGGACAUAGUGGAAUACCACAAGAAAAAUUGGCAAAUACCGAUAUACCAAGUCCAAAAUUGACAAAAUACUGAUACCGCAUUUAUGAUCAGUCAAGCUUACUUAAAGUUGCUUCCACCUAGCGUAAUGACGCCCCCUGUCAACAUGUGUUAAGUGAAAGACAGUCUUCAUAAAGCUACCUGAGAGUGAAUUUUUUUUAGUAGUAAAGCAAAGCAUUCAUGAUGAGCUCAACUGCAGCAUACAAGACUGUACCUGUCUAUAUUUCCUUUAAUUGUUCACUUUUUCUUACUCUCCUUUUCAGAGGUAAUAAAUUACAACCAUUUUUUCAUCAAUACAGACAGUUUGAUCGUAUAAUUUAAAUUAAGAAUACUGGAACUCAUAUUCCAAGGACUAAAGUUUCAAAAUUUUCUGACAGAUGCCUUGGGUAUUGAGGAAUGGAAACAGGAAGUGAAAAAAGUAGAGGAGCAUGUCAGAGCUGUGGAAAAGAAAUUUAUCGAUAGGUGUAAAGAGCUAGAGGUAGGGUUGUGUAGGUGUAGUGAAUAAUAUCUACCACUUCAAUAAGUGAUGCCACCCUCGAAUUAGUGCCACUGAGCCCUAAUAUAAUUGAAAUCGUAAGGCUUCAAUUUUUUUAGUUUAUAGAAAAUAAUAAUAGUGUACGAUACUGUAAUACAAAAAUAAUAUUUUGCAUUUGGUCCAACUUUCAAAUAAAUAUUGUCCUCAAAUAAAUGCUGCCCUUGAAUAUUAGCACCACUUUUGAGGCAUUUAAAAUUUAACAAGAAUGCUCUUACAGCGGUAUUCAGUCACACUUGCUUGGAGAUUAGAUCGAGAAAAAACACAAAACAGGAUUUACCCGCUAAAGGUUUUUUACUUCCUACUUUAUUGAAGUUGGUACUUUUUAUUUGUUUCUGAAUUGAUUUAACGCAUGUUAGUCAUGACCGGAAAUAUGUCUGGAGUCACAGGCUAUACACGUGUAUAAAUACACGAAAAUUCAAGAGCCUCGAUUCCAGAGAAAUAACAUCAUUGCUAGAGAUCAAAAGAGUGAUUUACGUGGCACGUCAUUUCAAUCAUCGCUGAAAAUAAACCGCAUGCUCGUCAGACGACCAUUUGCAUACAAUGAAAGUUUACAACACCCAACCAUCGCAGUUUUGCUAAGAUUCUCAUUUUCUUUUGACCACUCAGUAGUGUUCACUUUUUCUAAAGUAAUCAACACUUUCAAGCGAUAGAAUUCGUGGACCAACAUGUCCCGCAAAAGCUCGAAAUUUAAUCUUUCCUAAGCUUUCUUCGCAAAACGUGCAUGGCUUCGAUCACACAACAAUUCUUAGUCCCAGUUUCAAGGGUCUCUGCAAGGAAUUCCUGGCACAAUGACCUCCCCUUUGUGUCCUGAAUACUACAAAUAAAUAAAUAUUUUAUUGUGGUUUCUUUCUGCCUGACAGCUUGCUCAUGUGACUUUCAAGUUGGAGCAAGGCAAACCAGGAGAGAAGAUCUGUGAAGUAGCCUUGAAAGACAAAGUCAAAUUUAUAGUGUUAGGCAGCCGUGGCAUGGGAGCAAUAAGACGCACUGUUCUAGGAAGUGUAAGCACUUAUGUCAUCCAUCAUACAAAAAUCCCAGUUAUUUUUUGCCCUAAAGAUCAUAACUAA